AUGAGUUACGCAAUAUCACCUUUGGUAAGACGUAUAAUAUUGUAUCAUGAUAUUCAAAUUAUUCUUGUUGAAGGAGUAUUUCAAGUCAAAAUGUCAAAAAGCUACAUACGAGAACAUUUAAAACCAUCGAUAUUAGACGAAGAAGAUAUGAUAUUUGAAGUCCAAGCUGAUAUUCAUUAUCCAGAUCUUAUUCGUGUCCAGUUUCAAUCAAGACAUUCUAAAAUGAAGAAAUACAAUGCAACUGUUCGUUUCAAUAGUGAAAAACAAACCGUGGAAGAAUGGUAUUGCACAUGUCCAACAGGACCAAGAAAGAUUGGUUGUUGCACACAUGUAUGUGCUUUACUAUGGCAUCUUGGCGUAAAUCGCGCGCAGAUUCCUCAAACACAUCCUCUUUCAGCAGCUCAUCUGCUCCAAUUUGUAGAGGAUAGCAAUGCAUAUUCAAGAUUUGAAGAAUCAGAUGAAGACGACGAAGACAUUUUGUAUUCUCUUGACAAUGAUAUUGAUAUGGAAUCUGAUAGCUCAUGA
Molecule: messenger RNA, 525 nt
Organism: Rotaria sp. Silwood2
Lineage: Eukaryota; Metazoa; Rotifera; Eurotatoria; Philodinida; Philodinidae
Source: the annotation of a GenBank genome assembly